AUGGCGGUGAUAAGUGCGACAGAGACGGUCACCCUUCGUGACCAUUACACCGACGAUUAUAUGAUGGUUAAAUUGAUGUUCAUUGCACCAAUCAAUCGAUCUCCCUCCUCUAUGCCACCAUCGUUCCACGAGAGCUCUUCACACAUCACCUCACGUCAAAGUUUUCCCGCACAUUAUUUUCCUGUAACAAUAUGGAACACGACAUUAUCCAUGUCACCCGUGCAAUCCUACCGUGCCAUACAGGAGGAUAAAGGCAUCGCGUGCAACCAGAGGGAAGAUCUCUUUGGACAGGUGCGAAGCACCGAUUCGACCAUCGAGAAGUUCACGGAAAACCGGAUGCAUUUUAAAAGGAAUGCCGACCGGUCCACGAUGAAGGGCAAGGAUCACGGGGGCAAAAGAUUGGAUGAGGAUGUCGCCUCUUCAAUUCUAGGCACCACCACCUUCAGAAUCAGAUCCAUCAGAUCCUAUUGUUUGAUGAUUAAAGAGUUUGGGAAAUUCCAGAAAAUCAUUUUUUUUGCCGAAAAUAAAAUGUCCGAUAGGUGCUCCCCUUCGUAG
This is a messenger RNA of Acaulospora morrowiae, 555 nucleotides long. The record is from the annotation of a GenBank genome assembly. NCBI's taxonomy places the organism in Eukaryota, Fungi, Glomeromycota, Glomeromycetes, Diversisporales, Acaulosporaceae.